Xylona heveae TC161 is the source of this 426-nucleotide messenger RNA. RefSeq lists its product as hypothetical. The record is from RefSeq and is a predicted model, not a curated record. The coding region runs from base 1 to 426 and encodes 141 amino acids. NCBI's taxonomy places the organism in Eukaryota, Fungi, Ascomycota, Xylonomycetes, Xylonales, Xylonaceae. The transcript has 2 exons.
AUGGCUGGCGCUGCAAAAAAGCGUCAGACGAAAGAACGUCGUCAACAGAGGGCAGAAGGAUCCUCAUCUGGCCAUGCGGACAGUCAGCGAACGUCAAGUCCUUCUGGUACCCGUCCUCGUGAGGAAGCCGCAGAGGUGGGAGGCUUCGAUGGCCAAGGAUCGCCUCCGCCCUCAGAGCCAGGACCAUCGCAACGGUCAGUGUCCGGGCCUGCUGCAAAGGACCAGUCGAUUUCGGCUCCUGUUAUCGAAUUUAAUAAACGGAUUGACUUGCCUGCCAUGGCAUAUAAUCUGAAUCGCGUUCUAUUGCUGCCUGGAAUGUUUGCCCGGAAAAAUUACCCUCCUCAAUUGUUUGUGGCUAUUCACAACUCCUUCAUCACAAAACUGUGUUACCUUGUGCAGAUUCAUUGGUACGCCUCUGUCACUUGA